AUGACCGACGGGAAAAGCCUGGUAGCCGAUAAUACCCCUGUAUAUGAAGAAAACUCUUUAGAAGAUGUUAAAGAAAUACUAAGUAAUAUUACCUUACCUCCUGCUCCUGGUGUAGUGGGCCCAAACUCCAAAAGUGAUGAGUCCAAUGACAGUGGUCAUCCAUGGGUCAUGGUGCAACGAAAGCAUCGCCAUGAGGGUAACAAACCUGCAAUAGUAAGAAAUGACAGUGAGACAUCUCACCAUUUGACUGAGGCACAACAAACCAUCAUUCACAAGGCAAAACGUCGCCUGACAGAUGAUGAGCGUGAACAAAGGGCUGCCAAGUCAGCCACCGAGGCUGAAGGAACUGACCUGGGUGACACUAGUACCGAAAGGGCCCCACCUAGGAGCAUCGAGAUCUCCAAGGAAGAGAUUGAGUGCCUUGUGCAGGAACGAGCCAUAGAGGCCGUAAGGGCCACAGAAGCACAAAUGGAGAGGAAAUAUGAAAAUAAGAUCCACGAGCUAAAUAGAAAGCUCAACAAAGAGCUGACUAAGGAAAAAGCACCUACUGGUGAUAGUACAGCUUCUGCAGCUCGCCCCAAGCAGGUUAAACUCAUUGUUGAACCAACGGAGAAGUACUUGACUCAGAUGAGAGGAUGUAGUAAUACCCCUCACACCAUGCAGCUGGUACAUCAAGUAAUGGCUGAAAGCUACAUCAGGCAGGCAUUAGGUCGAGUGUCCUCGAGAAAACCCGACAAAAGAACUCACCAGGCAUUAGGUCCACCUGACAAUGACCUGAGCAUAUAUCAGCAGGUCAUGUGGCCCUGUCAGUACAUACUGCCUUGGAUUAAGAUCUGGGUCAAGCUUACACUGAGACUUCCAAGAUAA
Messenger RNA from Suillus bovinus, 867 nucleotides. RefSeq lists its product as uncharacterized. The coding region runs from base 1 to 867 and encodes 288 amino acids. The record is from RefSeq and is a predicted model, not a curated record. The transcript has 3 exons. NCBI's taxonomy places the organism in Eukaryota, Fungi, Basidiomycota, Agaricomycetes, Boletales, Suillaceae.